Megachile rotundata (alfalfa leafcutting bee) is the source of this 8239-nucleotide messenger RNA. It is a transcript of the gene cv-c, whose product is annotated as RhoGTPase activating protein. Lineage: Eukaryota; Metazoa; Arthropoda; Insecta; Hymenoptera; Megachilidae. The record is from RefSeq and is a predicted model, not a curated record. Gene Ontology annotation, biological process: regulation of Rho protein signal transduction; actin cytoskeleton organization; signal transduction. Gene Ontology annotation, molecular function: lipid binding; GTPase activator activity.
CGUAGUAGUAGCGUGCCGAGCGAGCAGUAAGCAGUGCUGAACGUCGUCGUCGUUUCUCAGUGUCGCCGCGGCGCUCGUGCCAGACGGUUGGUUCUCUCAAAGUAGUUUAUCGUGCAGCGUGUAGCGUCGUUUCGAACGUGUUCGUUCCGUGCAAACGCUUCGGACUAAAUUGGAUUAAACAGACGCGCUGGAUCCUCCGACUUCUGGGGCCUCGCGAUCGAUGCUAGGCCGAGCGGAAUCUUUCGCGCGAGAUUCUGUUCAGCGAGGAUAACAGCGACGUGAUUUAAAACGUUUCACGUGUAAACGUUGUUACCAGUGUACUUGUAAAAUCGGUACGCGAGUGCGCGAAUUAACGUCGAGCCAUUUGCGCGAGUUUGAAAAGUGUAACGCCACGUGCAACACCGGCGCCAUCUCAGGUUCAAUUUCGAAUUUCGCGCGACGCGGUGUACCGCGACAGUUCGUGAAUCAACGUGACGCGGCUUUUUUCUUCGGUGAAAAAUCGUGGUUAUUUGGUGGUUCUGUUCGUGGCCGUGGAACACACGGUGGGUGGCAACUUGUGGCGUGUUUCGAGCCGCGUUUGUACAAGUGGAGCUAACCUUGCUGACUGAACACGUGGAUGCAUGCCGCACUCUCGUCGGUGCCGCGCUUCUGACUGGCAGAGCUGUCUGCACGAAAAUUCCAGGUGCACAAGAAAAUGCGCGUGAGGUCAAGGUGACGGCAGAGAGCAUGGAGAGCAUGCAAGAUAGCGGCGGGCUACGGGUCGAUGGCUCGAGAGGAAGUGUCGCGACGGGUUUACCCAGCUCGAAAACGGUGAAUCAGUUGAAAAUAGUGGAAAGUGGUGAUGAAAGUGGCAACCUGGUGAACGUUGGCAAACAGGAGAUGGAUCCUUACAGGGAACUGGAACUCUAUCUCGCCAAAGUUAACGAGGAGAUCGGUGAGAUCAUCGAGUCAGCACCGAGCACUCCGCUGCUCAUUACCGACGAGCCAAAGUACCCGUCGCAGUCAGCUACGAAUCAGCCUGAAAAGCAAACGAACGAGGUGCACGGUGGCGUAAAGUCAUUACCGGUGAAAAGCUGUCCGUUCAGACGACAAAAUUCCUUGGGCAGAGGGUGCAACGGUGUGGAGGACAUAGGCGAUUGGUCGAACAGCAUCCUGGCCGAGUUCAACACGCUGAUCGAGAACGAGAUCAACGAGCUGACGAAAGAGCUCGAGCGGAACCAAAAGAAGGAACCGGCGGGGAUCGUGAAGUACAGGGAGCUGCUGAACGAGUUCGGCAUAUCGGACAGCGAGAGUUCCAUUGGUAGCUCGUGCGAGGCAUCGACCGAUCGAUCAUCGUCCCGGCGAAACAGGGAGACACACCGUGACCGACGAAAUGGAAAGUUGUUCACCGACGAGAUAGCCCAUCGUUUGCUCUUGAACUCCGAUUACGACGAGCCGCAUGAUCGUGUCGUUUCGCCGGAAAACAGUCGUCGGAAGAGCGGAAGUUUGCCGGAGAAUCUGCAGGACGUUAUCGCGGGUCGAUAUCCACGCGGCGAUGCGGUGAAUUCCGAUUACGACGAGCCCAGCAAUUCUUCGUCGAUGAAUUUCAUGGAGUGCCACGGCCAGAUCGACCGAAACUCUUCUAGUCUACCGUCGAAGUUGGAUCGCAAACACGUGGCCGACGGUUCGCGAACCAACUACCUCGAAAACAGUUAUGAACAACCAAAGAAACGCCUAGAGAUAAGUUCGAAGACCAAUGACGACACCGGUGCCGACAAACCCGUCGCGUCGUCCCACAUCAGCAUCGUCAUCGACACCGAUAAAACGAUCGAUGGAUCGAACGCUAAAUUGCCACCCAGGCAACGUUUGGAUGCACACAGGAAGACUAGUCUUCCGUUGAACCUGAUGAGCCAGAAACGGAGAAGGACACCCAGGUUGGCCAGACUUCGACGCAACGAUGAUCAGAUGGACGCCGACGACCUUGACGAGGAGAAAAAAUCGCUGGACGUUAAUGGAGCAAAGUCGGCACCGGUUACCCCGACCGAGGAGAAGAAAUCUCCAUUCUCGAAACUCUUGUGGAAGAAACACGCACCUGUCUUUCGCGAGAACGCUGAGGACGUUGUGCUCGUUAGAGUGUCCUCGUUACCCGAUCAGGACUUUCUUCAGUUGGAGAACGAGACGUCGCAGGAUGUCAAAAAUAGCAGGGUCAGUUCGAAGGAAGGCUUGUCGAAGAAGAGGGCCGUUUCUCCUUUGACCUUGCGUUCGGACGUUUCUGCUAAGAGGUUGUCCGAGUCUGAUAAGGACAUCAGACAGAUCAGCCCGGUGGACUUGAAAAAGUUCUCCCUUUCGAGAUCCAGGGGGAACGAUGUGGGUAUCAGUUGCGAUCUUCCAGAAGACAAUCCUGGCUCCCUUGGUAGCGUCGACAGCGGAAAACUGGAGAACGGAGACGUGAAAAAGAUAAUGGAUGAGCAGAACUCCAGAUCUGGUUCGCUACCAAUUUCUCUUCAGUCUUUGCUGUCAAAGCUUAGAAACGGUUCCGGAUCGUGUUGUCCAAAUAGCCCACCAAUGGAUUCACUUACUUGCUUUGACAUGGCAACGCAAACUUCACCACCUAUUUCCAGAAGCUCCAGCUUCACCUUCAGCGAUUGCGAAUCUCCUCGAGCGGAAUCGCAAAUGGAUUCGCAGUCGUUCCAAGACGAAAGCACGUUGGAUCCAGCAUCGCCGCAAGACACCGUGGACGAUGACAAUAGAUCCUCGUCCUCCUCCCAGGACCUUCUGCAGAGCAUGGACGAGAUUUCCUCCGGAAGUCUGUCGCCGGAUACAAUCGACCGAGCAUCUCCGCUCGAGAGCGGUAUCGGCACUGCCAGUCCUCCUAGAAGCACAGACCGACGGAUAGUUAAGCCCCCGUCGUCGAACAAGUGUCAUCGCAAGGAGACCUGGGAGAGGAUCCGGCGACGACCAUCGAAACUGAGCUCGCGAAACGACAAGCAUUCUCAAGACGUGUGGAUCAAACGCGAAAGCGUGCACACGCAAACGAAAGAAAACGACGAUCAAUAUUCUCAGGACGCGGUGGACAGCAGCAGCGGCUUGGACGACACCCUGCCGAGGACCAAACCGCUUCGUCCGACGAAUCUGCCGUUGUGUCUGUCCACCGCGAGCAGUUCUUUAAGUUCUGGAGAAUUGUUGGAAACUCCUCCGCGUGCACCCUCUUCGCCCUCGGCAGCGAGUCUUCAACUAAAACCGGAACCCCUCAGCGUCGAGAUGGGCGGAAAGAGCAGCAGCGCGCCAUUGUUGGAGAACAACGACGCUCAGAAAACGAACGGGAAGGUGCCGAAUUUGCAGCAGCCACGCUCGCAAUCGGAACGCCAGCUAUCAGAAAUCGAAGCCCAAGAGGCCUGCAAAUGGCUGAGAGCUGCCGGUUUUCCGCAAUAUGCGCAGAUGUACGAAGAUUACCAAUUUCCAAUAGAUGUUUCCGGCGUAGCCAAAGAUCAUCCCUUCCUCGAAGCUGAUUCUCUGCAAAGUCUAUUCAGAAGAUUGCACGCCCUCAAUCGGUGUGCUAAUAUGAAAAUUGACACUCAUCACACCCACAGCACAAGUCACAGCAAAAGCGGUGGCGGAGACGAUUCGGACGAGGAUAAUCAGUGCGCCUUGAGCGAGAAUUGGACGUUCGAGAAGAAAACCAGACGCUGGUCGCGCACGCCGCAAGCGAACGUCGAGAGGCUGCAGGCGAUCGCCGGGCAGAACGUGCAAUCCGAAGAGGACUCGGUGGAGGAUCGUCUGGAAGCGGAGGAAGCCGAGGACACCAUGUUGGACACUCUCAGAUACAGCAGCUUGCCGCCUGGAACGCUUCCCGAUGAGAUCGGUACCAGAUUUCGAAGAACCGGCUCCGAGAGGUUGAGGGACGGUGCCAAAGCUUUCCUCAGGCGAGUCGAGUCUCUCAAGUCCCGCCGGCGAAAGCACCAGAAUCGUGACGGUAUCGUCAUCAGUGGUCCGCAAAUUUUGGACGUGAUGUCGAUGCAGCAGAAGAUGAAGGAGCUGAACUGCGUGGACGUGUCGCCUACGGGACCGGCGCCGGUGUCCUUCAACGAUAUCCUGUCUGGAUCACCGCUUCACGUACCAGGAUCACCCGUCACCAUGCCGGCAUCUCCUUACCACCUUCCACACUCGCCGCUGACGAACACGCCGAGUCCGUUCGGCGACGAUUCCUCGAGUUACUGCUCGGACGGAUCGCAAGGAGGUGGUCCAACGCCUACGCCGACGCGUACGAAGAUGAAUCGCGCGAGAAGGUUCUUGCAUCGAGGUCGGGAGGAUCAGGGUGCACUGAGCGACUCCGAAUGUCAGCCUACCAGUUGGAGGCACAGGUACUUCCGAGACGCGAACUCCAACCAUGCCAAGGUGCUGGAGUACGUGGCCGCCCAUCCCCAGAGCCCCAAGGAGUCUCCGAGCAAAACCGCCUCCAUAAACAGCCGGGGUGGAAGCCUGAACCUGGGCAAGGAGUCCCAGAGGUACCGGGACAAGUUGUCGCAGAGUCAGGAGAGGCACAAGGAGGACAAGGUGACCGCGUUGAAGAGGGAGGACAAGAUGCACAAGAGUUUCAGGCAUCGCGACGACUCGUACAGGGAAGGCAAACCCUUGUCCAAAGAGGUGACGGUCUACAGGGAGAAGUCCAGGUCCAGAAGUUCCGAACUGGCUGGAAGUCAGGAGAGCAGUUCCACGGUAGCUAGCCGUGAUUCUGACCAGGAGGAGGAUUCGCCCAGACACAAGGGUACCGUUGUCAGGUGGCACAGCUUCCAAAGAGGAUCUCUGUACCCUGAACCGUUGGAUCCUCUGUGUCCACGAGCUAUGGCCUCGAUGUCCUGCGGGCAACUGUUGGUGCUGAGGAAACUGGCGUUACUGAAGUUGACCGCUUGUAUGGAACGUUACUGUCCCACUCACCGCACGGGAUGGAACUGGGAGCUGCCGAAAUUUAUCAGGAAGAUUAAGACUCCCGAUUACAAGGACAAAACGGUGUUCGGUGUGCCGUUGCUGUUGUCCCUGCAGCGGACGGGACAGGCCUUACCAAAGUGUAUUCAGAUCGCUCUGAGGUGGCUGAGGGCUAAUGCCCUGGACCAGGUUGGCAUCUUCAGAAAGAGCGGGGUUAGAUCGAGGAUACAGAAGCUGAAAAUGAUGACGGAGACGUUGGGGGAUAAUAUCAACUUCGAUGGGCAACAAGCCUUCGAUGUGGCUGAUCUGGUGAAGCAGUACUUCAGGGAACUGCCGGAAGCUCUCUUGACGAAUAAAUUGUCCGAGACGUUCAUAGCCAUUUUCCAACAUGUACCUGUAGAGCUACGACCGGACGCGGUGCAAUGCGUGUUGCUGCUGCUGCCGGACGAGCAUCGCGAGGCGUUGGAAACUCUGCUCGAUUUCUUGAACCACGUAGCGAGCAACGCUCCCUACAACCAAAUGACAGCCUCGAACCUGGCCGUGUGCCUGGCACCGAGCCUGUUCCACUUCAACCACAGCAACACGAACGUGACCAACAGGUCGAGCAGCGUAUCGCCACGUAGGAGAAAGACCGUGGGCAUUCCCGAUCAGAGGGAACUGUCGGAAAACAAAGCCGCUCACGACUGUCUUCUGUAUCUGGUCAAGAUGCAUCGUGAAUUAUUCAUGGUCUCCUCGGAUAUGUUGACGCAGUGUCAUUUCAAUUACAUGGAGGAAAGCGUACCGGUCGCGCUGGAAGAGCUUGGUUCGGAGCUGAAGCAGGACUGGAGGGGAUAUCUUUACGCCUGUACCACUGCCUUGCUGAAGGAGGCCCGUGAAAAAAGUCGAGGAUGGGUCAGCGUGAACAAUCCAGCCGACAGUUCGGUGGAAAUGGCGUACAAAAAAGUCGGAGACGGACAUCCGCUCCGAUUAUGGCGAGUGUCGACGGAAGUCGAAGCUCCACCAAACGAGCUCCUCCAUCGUGUGCUGAGAGAGAGACACAUCUGGGACCCACAGCUUCUGAAAUACAGAUUGGUUGUUAAGUUAGACACCAACGUGGAGAUCUUUCAGUACGCCACUGGGAAUAUGAGCCCCCUUCCCGCCAGGGAUUAUUGUGUGCUAAGAUCCUGGCGUAACGAUCUCUCUAAAGGAGCUUGCGUCAUCGUUGAAACGUCCGUGGAACAUCCGGAUGCUCCUGUCAUGCUUGGCGGAACACGUGGCAUUGUUUUGGCGUCGCGAUAUCUUAUCGAACCAUGCGGCAGUGGUAAAUCAAGGAUCAUGCAUCUUUCCCGAGUGGAUACAAAGGGACGCACUCCAGAAUGGUACAAUAAAAGUUACGGCCACCUAGCCGCCCUGCAUCUGAGCAAAAUUCGCAGCUCCUUCAAACACACAACAGAUGGUCCCGAGAGUAAAGUCUGAGACGAGGCAACCGUGCAACGAUCACCGUUGCACGGUCCUGGCAUGAAGCAACAAAAUCAAGAUGAUCAGAAUGUCCUGAAGGAUGCGCUACAAGUUCAGUCUAUCGACGAAGAGUAGAGAUUCGAUAUUGCGUCCAUUUCGUCGACACCAUGACCAGAAUAUGAAGGAACGAUAGAAAUUGUUCGUCGAAGAUGAACCCCAUCGCGUGUUUCUUCAGCCGAUCCGGAUAAAAUGUGCUAGAGAAACGAUACCGUGCUUCGAGCUUUAAUCGAUGUGAAGCAAUUUUCGUUGAAGCCUGAGAUGUUUUAGCAUAGUCGAGUUCGUUAGAUAGCAGAAAGAAUGAAAGGAUUUAUUGUUACCGUAAUUCUAGACGAAAAAUUCUCUGUGUAACGCUUUAUAUUGUCCAAGGAUCUUGCCGUCCAGUGAUUUUAAAAGUCGUUCAAUAGGCAGGAGACCGAAUCGAAACGCACGACCAUGGCGUAUCGUACGUGUAUUUUUCCCUCGCGUAGCUAAGGUAACGCGUUAUUUUUCCGAACAUAUUCGUUGUUGUUGUUCGAACUUCUGACAGCAAUGUUUGUUUUCAAUGAUAACAUAGACAGGAAACACACGAUAUUUCGCGAUGCCCUCGUACAACAUCGCGAAAAUGCCUUUCGAUGGUAGAUAGUGAUUUUAACAAGCCGUAUCCCGAUUAACACGUUGUUCAGAACAAACGUAAAUAUUUUUCGAUCGUAGUCGCUGAAAAAAAAGUACGUACAUCGCAGUCUGUGUAUUUAUCGCACGAUGUUUUACAAUCUCACCGAACGAUGAGCGAGUUACGUGGAAGAAGCCGCGCACAAUAUUAACACUUCACGCCGUUUAGCACUUAAGGGGCCCCGAUUUUGUAUGUUUCUUUCGGACCAAAUGCCAAUUUUUCUAUUGUACCAUAUCACGCCGCCGAGACGGCCGUUUUAGAGCGAGAUUAUUUUUUAAAUGUCGCGAAACAGACUGUGUAAAAUAUCAACGUAAACGCGCGUCGCACGUACAUCUAUUUGUAAACGUUCACGGAUGUAACGUGUUGUUAAAUUGCAUUUUAAUCGCGCUCCUAACCCUAACCUCACGAUUAACCCCGAUUAAUCGAGCAAUGCGAAAGGAUUUUGAAUAAACGUGUAAGUUUUCUCCGCCCGGUUCGCGAGCUGGGUAACGAUGUUAGCUCGUUAGUUAAAAAAAAGCAUAUCGUCAUUGUCGCUCGUAUCGAUGUUGAAACGUUGAAAUUGUCAUAGAGUCUAUUGUUAAUUGUCUCUCUGAAAUUGUACAUGUCAAAUGGAGCCGGUGGUUCGUGGAACUCUUUUUUUUUAUUAUUAUCGUUUCGAGAACGUUCGUCGUUCGUGCAUGCAUCGCGAUUACGCAUAGGGACCACCUUCGUUCGGAACCCACCCUCCUCCAAAAGAAAAACGAAAAAAAAUACAGGAAAUGGACCUGAAGAAAUAAUACACCUCAUCGAAUCGAAUUAUAAGUGUAUUUUAACAUAAUACUAGUCACUUACAAUUUAGAUGACGUUACGGAUAUCAUUAUUAUAAGUGUAUAGAUUUUUAUUCUACGAACGUUACGUCGAGAAUAUUUAAUUAUUAUUAUUAUUAUUAUAUUAUUAUUAUUAUUGACAUAAAGUAAUUAUAUGGAGAAGAAGAAAUAUAUGAUGAUAUUUUUGUGUCCAAAAAACGCCAGUAGGAGCACGCGAGUGAAAGUGAGAGAGGGAGAGCGUCUGAAUGUAUCUUCGUUAUUUGUAACAGACAUAUGAUCGUCUUUAUUCUUGUAAUCCGUGUUUCAAUAGAAUGUAAAUAUGUAUAUUGUACAACAAUGAAACACGAUUAUAUACUCAUUAAACGAGAUCGUUUUAUUUUCUCUA